AUUUCUGGGGAAAAAGCUUUACGUUCACGACGUAAUGAAUGAAUUUGUACAUGGUUUUGAAGAUUUCUUGCAGAACCCUUUACAGCCUCUUACAGAACAUUUGGAAACAAAUAUUUAUGAGACGUUCGAAAAAGAUCAAGUGAAAUAUGAUACGUACCAAAACGCAAUGUACAAAGCCAUUGCUUAUUGCAGUGGUGGGGAAUCUGGAGAUGAACCGCCUGUUGUGAUGGUAGUGGGUGCAGGCAGGGGACCCUUAGUCCAGGCUGUUGUUAAUGUUGCCUACACUCUAAACAAGAAAGUUAAAAUAUAUGCGGUUGAAAAGAAUCCUUUUGCUAUCAACACCUUGCUCGAUCGUGUGAAAAACGAAUGGAACAACCAGGUAACACUUGUUAGUGAAGACAUGAGGAUAUAUGAACCUCCAGAGAAGGCUGAUAUUCUAGUGUCGGAAUUGUUAGGAUCAUUUGGUGAUAACGAAUUAUCACCUGAAUGUCUAGAUGGUGCACAAAGGAUUUUGAAGAAGACUGGCAUAUGCAUUCCUCAAUCUUACACAUCAUAUUUAGCACCAUUGCAAAGUUUGAAAAUGCACAAUGAAAUCAAAGUGAACAGAACGGCAGACAAGACUCUGCAACAAUCUUUUGAAACUCCAUACAUCGCUCAUCUAGCGAAUUUCUACCAAAUAGCAGAGCCUCAACCACUGUUCAGGUUCAAUCAUCCGAAUUGGAGCGAGAAUAUUAACAAUCAAAGGUAUAAGAAACUCCGCUUCCGAUGCGAGCAGCCCUGCGUGCUUACGGGCUUUGUAGGCUAUUUCGACACAGUCCUCUACAAAGACGUAAUGCUGAGCAUCCAUCCAGAGACACAUACUCCAGACAUGGUCAGCUGGUUUCCAAUCGUAUUUCCUCUCCAAGAGCCGGUUCACAUUGGAGAGGAUGGAAUUAUCGAGGUGUCUUUCUGGAGGGUGGAUAAUGAAGAGAAAGUGUGGUAUGAGUGGUGUCUGCACUCGCCCAUCCAAACAAGUGUAAUGAAUCCCAACGGACGGAGCUACUUCAUAAGGAAGCAUUGAGUUUAAUAUGGGAAUUAUCUUUCUAUCCUGAAUAAUUUUUAAUUUUUUAAUAAACGUUUUUUAAUUAUGUAGGUUUUUUCCAAACACAUGAAAAGGUCGCAUGAUUUCAAAGAUGUUUAUUAUUAUUAUUUUAGUGACUGAUAACCCUACUGUCAUCAUAAUGGCCUCCUCAAUGUCGUUUCAGAAGAAGUAUACAAAGCACACAAUAAAAGCAAAUUUUUUGUUGGUGCAAUUUGGCAUCGAUUGUUGGCAGUCGCAGCCGAGAUCUACUGAUGUCCUCGAAACUCCACCAUGUUAUAUUCCACACAGUCUUUCAAAUAAGAUAUCGACUUAAUACCGUAUAAAGGG
This is a messenger RNA of Acanthoscelides obtectus, 1408 nucleotides long. The record is from the annotation of a GenBank genome assembly. NCBI's taxonomy places the organism in Eukaryota, Metazoa, Arthropoda, Insecta, Coleoptera, Chrysomelidae.